Archocentrus centrarchus (flier cichlid) is the source of this 879-nucleotide messenger RNA. It is a transcript of the gene thoc7, whose product is annotated as THO complex 7. The transcript is spliced from 8 exons. The record is from RefSeq and is a predicted model, not a curated record. Gene Ontology annotation, cellular component: THO complex part of transcription export complex. Gene Ontology annotation, biological process: mRNA processing; mRNA export from nucleus. Bases 176 to 787 code for a protein of 203 amino acids. Lineage: Eukaryota; Metazoa; Chordata; Actinopteri; Cichliformes; Cichlidae.
UUCUGUUCCUAAGAGACAAAACAUCCCAUGGCAGUCAACUUUUGCCCACCCCAGUCCGGUUGGUGGCAGUAAGUCACCUGCAGACUAGUUUUCCAACCCCGCACCAAACCAAAGAAGAAGGGCGGGAGGCUGUCCGCUUCCUGCUUAGCUGAGUUUGCAAAGCCGCCGUACAAACAUGGGGGCUGUUACAGAUGACGAAGUUAUACGGAAACGCCUUCUUAUCGACGGGGACGGAGCUGGAGAUGACCGCCGAAUCAAUUUACUCCUAAAGAGUUUCACGAAAUGGUGCAACUCGUCUGGGACCCCCGAGGAAGGAUUCACACAGUAUCAGAGGAUGCUGGGCAUUCUGGCUCAGUGUGAAUUUUCCAUGGGGAAGACGUUGAUGGUUUACGACAUGAAUCUUCGGGAAAUGGAGAAUUAUGAGAAAAUCUACUCUAAUACAGAACAAAACAUUUCGUCUGCGCAUGAGAAGAUAGCAGAAUGCAAAAAGGAAAUUCAGAGGGCAAAGAGGAUACGAAAGAAUCGCCAAGAGUAUGAUGCUCUAGCUAAGGUUAUCCAGCAACACCCAGACCGGCAUGAAACACUAAAGCAGUUGGAGGCGCUUGACAAAGAACUGCAGCAUCUUUCUCACAUCAAGGAGAAUGUGGAUGCAAAGUUGGAGUUGAGGAAGAAACAGUUCCAUGUGCUGCUCAGUACCAUACAGGAGCUACAGCAGACCCUUGAGAAUGAUGAGAAGUUGGACAAUGAUGACAACAGUCAGGAGAGCCCUGCCGAGAACGGAGAGUGAACAUGUUGGCAUCCUGAAUUUAACAAAAAGCGAACUGAUUUUAAUUGUCUCGUACUUUUGUAUGUAUUUUGAAUAAAGAUGACUUGUUCACA